Ochlerotatus camptorhynchus is the source of this 897-nucleotide messenger RNA. RefSeq names its product vacuolar protein sorting 29 (gene Vps29). Gene Ontology annotation, biological process: intracellular protein transport; retrograde transport, endosome to Golgi. Gene Ontology annotation, cellular component: retromer complex; endosome. The coding region runs from base 254 to 802 and encodes 182 amino acids. The transcript has 2 exons. The record is from RefSeq and is a predicted model, not a curated record. NCBI's taxonomy places the organism in Eukaryota, Metazoa, Arthropoda, Insecta, Diptera, Culicidae.
GUUUUUGAUCUAUGCAUGCAAAAAGAUUCGAAGCGGAGGAGUAAUAUUUUCAUCCUGUUAUCACGAAAACAUUAUCAUUUCUAGUGACUAGUGGCGAUACCGAACAGUUAAAGCCAAUAAACAUCGCUUCAAUUAAUGUUCAUUAGUAGCAAAUUGAAGCUGAGUCACAUCCCGUUCGAAGAUUUCAUCCAUAACUAGCCUCCUAUCACUGUCCAUCCUUAGGAGGAAUACCUCGACCCCACUGUCAUAAAUCAUGUUGGUGCUAGUGCUAGGCGAUCUUCACAUUCCGCAGCGGUGUAGCAGUCUGCCGGCCAAAUUUAAGAAACUGCUAGUUCCUGGGCGGAUCCAUCACAUCUUGUGUACGGGAAAUCUGUGCAGCAAGGAAUCGUUCGACUAUCUGAAAACUCUGGCCAAUGAUGUCCACAUCGUUCGGGGCGAUUUCGACGAGAAUAUGAACUAUCCGGAGCAAAAGGUCGUUACGGUCGGCCAGUUCCGAGUGGGCUUGACUCACGGUCAUCAGGUCGUACCGUGGGGUGAUCCAGAAGCGCUGGCACUGAUCCAGCGACAGUUAGACGUGGACAUACUGAUCUCGGGUCAUACCCACAAGUUCGAGGCGUACGAGCAUGAGAACAAGUUCUAUAUCAAUCCCGGCUCGGCAACGGGAUCUUACUCGGCAUUGGAUUCGUCCGUCAUUCCGUCGUUUGUGCUGAUGGACAUCCAGAGUACGACCGUCGUGACGUACGUCUACCAGCUCGUCGGGGAUGAUGUUAAGGUGGAGCGAAUUGAGUAUAAGAAAAAUUGAAGCCUAUAAUGAUUGUGUAUAUAAUAUUAAUGAACUAUGUUACUGUGUUUGACUAAUAUGCGAGGAAUAAAAAUGCAUUAUAUCUCAUUCAACAA